CCCAAUGAGAACAAGGGAAUAGCGGAGGCCUGAUGACUUGAUCUCCACGCGCUCCCCCUACCAACUGCAAGUAACGGGAAUAGAUAGGAUUUGGAUGACGAUGAGACCCGCCAAAACCUGCAACAAUUUGGCCAUGGCGGCUCCAUUAUCUUCGUCACUCAUGUCCCCUAAAGUUUCGAUUAAUGUCUCCAUUAACUCCUCUGUUUUCAGAAGGUAUUGUGUCUCCACACGGUCAUUGAUCCUGCUCAACAAAACUCCGGCGAGAUCACCUCAGGCUCAGCCGAAGCUCAUUAGCUGCAUUUUCUCCAAAAUUGACAACUCAACUGAAUGUUCAGACCACAAAAAAACCAUCACCAAACUAUACAUGCCUGUUUUAGAGCGUGGAAUUAUGAGAUUAGGAGCUACAAUCUCUGUCAUUCUUGUUGUCAUUCAACUCGUAUCUCCAGUGCCCUUGUCCAGAUGGGAUCCCUCAUUUCUUCCACCUGCUAAAGCAGUGCUAUACUCUCCAGACACAAAGGUUCCCAGAACUGGAGAAUUAGCUUUGAGAAAAGCCAUCCCUGCAAACACAAACAUGAAAAGUAUACAGAAUUCUCUUGAGGAACUGUCAUACUUGCUCAGGAUUCCUCAAAGAAAACCUUUUGGAACAAUGGAGAGUAAUGUAAAGAAAGCUCUAAAGAUUGCAGUUGAUGAAAAGGAAUCUAUUUUGUCAAGCAUCCCAUCUGAUCAGAGGGAAAAGGGGCUUGAAAUUUAUGCUUCUCUUAUUGAUGGGAAGGGGGGAUUGCAGACUCUUCUUGGAUAUAUAAAGGAAAAGGAUCCGGAUAGAGUAUCAGUAGCUCUUGCAUCUUCACUGGAUUCUAUUGCCCAGAUUGAGCUCCUACAGGCUCCUGGGCUAUCUUUCUUAUUACCUGCACAAUAUUCAAAUUAUCCUAGGCUCACAGGAAGAGCAAUUGUAGAAUUUGUGGUUGAAAAAGGAGAUGGAUCAUCAUUUACUCCACAAGCUGGUGGUAUACCAAUAAAAUCUGCUAAAAUCCAGGUUGUCCUAGAUGGAUAUUCAGCACCCUUGACAACAGGAAAUUUUGCAAAACUGGUAGUUGAUGGGGCAUAUAAUGGGAUGACGCUAAAAUGCACCGAUCAAGCAAUUCUCUCAGACAAUGGAAUUAACAAGAGUAUUGGUUAUAGUGUUCCUUUGGAGAUAAUGCCAUCUGGACAAUUUGAGCCACUUUAUAAAACAACAUUAAGCAUACAGGAUGGAGAAUUGCCUGUGCUUCCAUUAUCUGUAUAUGGUGCAGUUGCUAUGGCCCACGAUGAUGCAUCUGAAGAAUACUCAUCACCAAAUCAAUUCUUCUUCUAUCUCUAUGAUAAAAGCUAUUCUGGCUUAGGAGGCUUAUCUUUUGAUGAGGGCCAGUUUUCUGUAUUCGGAUAUACAACUAUCGGAAGAGAUAUUCUCCCUCAGAUCAAGACUGGCGAUGUCGUUCGUUCUGCAAAGCUUCUAGAAGGUCAAGAUAACCUCGUAUUGCCGGUUGAAAAGUUAUAAGUUCAAGUUGCAAGACUCUUGCAUGCCUUAUCGGAAAAGAAUCAAAACAAGAAGCUAAGGUUUUCGGCUUUUAUAUAUAGAUACGAGAAAAUUGAAACCAAUUAACAUUAUUUUUUGUAAAAUGCCACUUCAGGGUCACAUCAAAGAGAUUCAACUUUUUCCAAUAUACUAUCAUAUCAAUAUAUUAACCUGGUAACGUGUACGGAUUAUUUUUCUUAUUGGAAUUUGAAAGGACAUUACAUUUUAUUGA
Lactuca sativa (garden lettuce) is the source of this 1784-nucleotide messenger RNA. RefSeq names its product Cyclophilin-like peptidyl-prolyl cis-trans isomerase family protein. Lineage: Eukaryota; Viridiplantae; Streptophyta; Magnoliopsida; Asterales; Asteraceae. Gene Ontology annotation, biological process: protein peptidyl-prolyl isomerization. Gene Ontology annotation, molecular function: peptidyl-prolyl cis-trans isomerase activity. The record is from RefSeq and is a predicted model, not a curated record.